This is a messenger RNA of Phytophthora nicotianae INRA-310, 639 nucleotides long. RefSeq lists its product as hypothetical. Bases 1 to 639 code for a protein of 212 amino acids. The transcript is spliced from 2 exons. The record is from RefSeq and is a predicted model, not a curated record. NCBI's taxonomy places the organism in Eukaryota, Oomycota, Peronosporomycetes, Peronosporales, Peronosporaceae.
AUGGCGACGUCCCAGUCCAGCGCCGUGAUGCCAGCGACCAUGUUGAUGUUGCAGAAUCCUGACAAGCCCGCAAAAAUGAUGCGCGAGGAGGAGGAGGCGCUGCAGCGCCGAGAGCGACGUCGUCACCAGUGCCGUGUUAGCCAGCGGCGCUACCGCGACAAACAGGGCUCGGCUGAGUACAACCUAAAGCUGGACGUCAACAACCUGCGCGAGCAUGUGCAGCGCCUCCAGGGCAUGCGGGAGCUACUGGAGACCAAGAUCUGGAGCAGUCGAUUGGCCCGCGACGGGGCCGCGGUCAAGGCUGCCGAGAAGUACUACACUGUCUUCUCGCAUGGGAUGCACAACCCCGAAGCUGGAGGCGAUCAUGUUCGCAAAUGCUUCGACAUGCAGGUGACCUUCGUCAAGGCUUUCAUGGACGAUGACGUAGAGUUCGGCGAUUCGCGCGGUGUGUCGGCCGUACUGAAUCAGUGGCAUUUGUACACACAGUUCCACGCCACUUUGUCCGUGCGUAUGCUGUCGGCCGAGGUCUGCGGCACUGAGGAAACUCCUAUUGUCGUGGUGAAGGGAGUGCUCGCUGUACGGCUUUCUUCUAGUAUUUAUUUGUGCACACUAGCCACCAUUUUUUGGUUGUAUACUUGA